This is a messenger RNA of Microdochium trichocladiopsis, 513 nucleotides long. RefSeq lists its product as uncharacterized. The record is from RefSeq and is a predicted model, not a curated record. Gene Ontology annotation, cellular component: nucleus; cytoplasm; exon-exon junction complex. Gene Ontology annotation, molecular function: mRNA binding. The coding region runs from base 1 to 513 and encodes 170 amino acids. The transcript is spliced from 2 exons. Lineage: Eukaryota; Fungi; Ascomycota; Sordariomycetes; Xylariales; Microdochiaceae. Gene Ontology annotation, biological process: RNA splicing.
AUGGCCGACGACAACACCAUGGAGAUUGACGAGCCCGGCUCGCCGACGCAGGCAGGUGCGCAGAGCGGCGCGCCCGAGGCCAAGGUUGGCGACAUGCAGACACACGCCAAGGCGACGGCGGUGCGGUCGAUUGAGGGCUGGAUCAUCAUGGUGACCAACGUGCACGAGGAGGCCGACGAAGAGGCGCUGCACGACAAGUUUGCCGACUUUGGCGAGAUCAAGAACCUCCAUCUCAACCUCGAUCGCCGGAGCGGCUACGUCAAGGGCUAUGCGUUGAUCGAGUACCCAACGCUGCAAGAGGCGCGUGCGGCUAUCGACGGUGCAGACCAGACCAAGCUGCUCGACCAGACCAUCAACGUCGACUUUGCGUUCGUACGACCCCCGCCGGGCAAGGGCGGCAACAACAACAGCAACAACAAGGGCGGCAGCGGCGGUCGCCCACGUGGCGGGAGGAGCGGACGGAGUCGCAGCCGGAGUCCCGACGCAAGCAAGGACCGCGAGGACGAAGCGUAA